AUGGGGAAUGAAACAGGUUACCCUUCAAUUAUAUUUGUCAUGAUUUUUCUUGCCUUGGUUUCUAGUACAAAUGCAGGAGACAUUGUGGUUUACUGGGGCCAAAACGAGAGAGAGGGCUCAUUGACAGAAACAUGUAACUCUGGACUAUACACCAUUGUAAACAUAGCAUUUCUAUCAAAAUUUGGCAGUGGUCGUCAACCUCUACUCGACCUAUCAGGUCAUUGUAACCCAGCAUCAAAUGGUUGCAAAGACGUGAGCAAAGACAUCAAGAAUUGUCAGAAGAAGGGGAUCAAGGUGAUGCUCUCAAUUGGAGGUGGCAAGCCAGGGUACUCUCUAUCAUCAACUGAAGAUGCUAGAAAUGUAGCAGAUUACAUAUGGAACAACUUCUUGGGAGGAAAAUCACCAAGCUCAAGACCAUUUGGUAAUGCUGUGUUGGAUGGCAUAGAUUUCGACAUUGAACUUGGUGGUGGUGAAGCCCACUAUGCUGAUCUUGCAAGGAGACUCUUUCAGCUUAGCAGAGGGGGAAGAAAAUUGCACUUAACCGCUGCACCUCAGUGUCCUUUCCCUGAUCAACACCUUAAUGGGGCAUUAUCAACAGGGCUAUUUGACUAUGUUUGGAUACAGUUUUACAACAAUGGUCCUUGUCAAUUUGACUCUCGCAACCCCAGCAGGUUUCAGAAUUCAUGGUAUCAGUGGACAACGUCAAUAAGGGCACGCAAGAUUUAUGUUGGACUUCCAGUUUCAACAUCAUCUGCUGGUAGUGGCUAUGUACCAACUCAAAUGCUCAUGAAUCAAGUGUUGCCUUUUGUCAAAAGAUCACGCAGGUAUGGAGGAGUAAUGCUAUGGGAAAGGUUCGGUGACAAGCAAACUGGAUUUGCUAGCAAAAUCGCAGGCACAACUUGA
This is a messenger RNA of Gastrolobium bilobum, 903 nucleotides long. RefSeq names its product basic endochitinase-like. Bases 1 to 903 code for a protein of 300 amino acids. Gene Ontology annotation, biological process: carbohydrate metabolic process. The record is from RefSeq and is a predicted model, not a curated record. Gene Ontology annotation, molecular function: chitinase activity. Gene Ontology annotation, cellular component: extracellular region. Lineage: Eukaryota; Viridiplantae; Streptophyta; Magnoliopsida; Fabales; Fabaceae. The transcript has a single exon.